Ahaetulla prasina is the source of this 564-nucleotide messenger RNA. RefSeq lists its product as uncharacterized. The transcript has a single exon. Gene Ontology annotation, molecular function: GTP binding; GTPase activity. Gene Ontology annotation, cellular component: cytoplasm. NCBI's taxonomy places the organism in Eukaryota, Metazoa, Chordata, Lepidosauria, Squamata, Colubridae. Gene Ontology annotation, biological process: vesicle-mediated transport; intracellular protein transport. Bases 1 to 564 code for a protein of 187 amino acids. The record is from RefSeq and is a predicted model, not a curated record.
AUGGGGCUUUUAUUCAGCCGAAUUUUCGAUUCUGUCUACGGGGUGGAGGCUCGUAUUCUCCUCGUGGGUCUCGAUGCCGCUGGAAAAACAACCUUUCUAUAUAGGCUGAAGAAUAAUGAAACAACUUUCACCAUCCCCACUGUGGGAUUCAAGGUAGAGACUCUUAAAUCCUUUAACAAUGUCUCUUUCAACAUGUGGGAUGUUGGUAGACAAAACCGUAUCUCAGGUCUAUGGAAGCACUACCAUACCAAUACUGAUGGGCUGAUUUUUAUGGUGGACAGUAUGGACUGUUAUCGUUUUGAAGAAGCCAGGCUUGAAUUAGAGGCAUUACUGGAAGCUGAUGAUUUGCGAGGAGUGCCUUUGAUGCUGCUGGCCAACAAACAAGAUUUGCCGGAUGCACGACCUUCCAUGGAAGUUGCAGAAAGGAUGGGAGUGAAAAAAAUAUCUGGACGCAACUGGCGUAUUCAGGGUUGCUCUGCUAUAAGUGGUGUGGGGAUCCCUGAGGCCAUGGAAAAACUAUCUGAGAUGGUCAAGGAAUAUCGGAAAACUAAGAGGUCCAUCUGA